Molecule: messenger RNA, 2051 nt
Organism: Durio zibethinus
Lineage: Eukaryota; Viridiplantae; Streptophyta; Magnoliopsida; Malvales; Malvaceae
Source: RefSeq, a predicted model, not a curated record
UAAACCCAAAGAUGCUAAUUUCUCUCUCUUUUUCUUUGGUUGCUAUUGAUAAAAUGAGCAACUUUUGUAAAAGGCAGGGCCAAAUGUGAACAUUGGCUGCUUCAAAUUUUUAGUUUUGCCAAAACUUAACCAUCCAAGCCCAUGAAGGGGAAUGCCAGCUCUCCUGAAUCCAGAGCCACUCAAUUUUUUAAGUGAUAUAUAUGAUCCGGAAGCCAAAAUAGCCAAUCACUUGACCAUCAGAACAAAUUGUUCUAACCCACUUUGCACUGAAAAACAAAUUCACAAAUAACAAAUGUAGUAGUAGAUAUCAUUAGGAUGGUAAAAUCAAAAACAAUGACAGGAACUCAACCAAAAUGUUAAGACUUCUGCACUGUCUCAAAAUGUAAUGUUAGCCUGUUGGUGACGGCUGGUGCUCAAUCCCCAUUGACAUCCAACCCAACGCUGACAGAAAGACAACGUGUCACCACACCUUUGUGUCCGUAAGGCAACCAUAUCCAAUAAGAUUCUCCCACCUGUCUUCACCCAUGUAAGGAAAAAAUAACUUCAAAAAUAGAAAAAAAAAUAGAAACAUUCAAAACCCUCCAACACUUCUUGGCAUCUUCCUCGCCACAUUUGCCUCCCUACCACUCUUUCAAGUUACCAUAAUAAAAACUGUUUUUUUUUCUUUGUCCCCCAAAGAACUUUCUUUUUAUUUCUGUUUAUUUUACUAAAUAUUACUGUGAUAUUCAUAUAUCACAUAUAUACUAAUAAAUACACAUUCUGAUCAAUCUCUCUCCCUCGCUGUGAGCUGAUAGACCACCAUUAGGCCAUCCCUGAGAAAGAGACGCAGCAGGUUAAUAUGGGGCGCCGUCUCUUCACCUGUUUUUGCAGGGGUUCGUCUUCAACUUCAUCAGGAAAUGAAGUCCAUGCACAUGGAAAAACCAAUGGAACAGUGGUUGACGCAGCAGCAUCAUCAUCAGCUGAAGGGCCAAUCCUGGUGGAGUUGUUCUCUUCACAGGGAUGCGCCACAUCACUGGCGGCGGAGCUGCUGUUGUCCAGGUUGGGGAGGGGGGACUUUCAGCUGGAUGCACCGGUGAUUGUGUUGGCUUAUCAUGUUGAUUACUGGGAUUACAUGGGAUGGAAAGACCCUUAUGGCUCAAGCCAAUGGACAGUGAGACAAAAGGCUUAUGUAGAGGCCUUGAGGCUUGACACCAUGUUUACACCUCAGGUUGUGGUUCAAGGCAGCGCUCAGUGUGUGGCUAAUGAGGAAGAUGCUUUGUUAUCCAACAUUGCUAGUGCUCCCAGGUUCCCUGCUCCAACAUUCCAGGCUAAUUUCCAAAGGCCUACAUCAGAGUCCUUGCAAGUGACCCUAACUGGAGCUUUGAGGUCCAAGGUAGACAACAAUGGUGUCAAUGUUAUGGUGGCAUUAUACGAAAGCGGAUUGGUGAAUGACUGCCCUGCGGGAGAGAACAAAGGGAAAGUCCUGUCCAAUGAUUUUGUGGUUAGGAAGCUUGAAAAGCUCUGCACUGUCAAAGACAUGUCGCCCAAGAAGACAGUCUCAGGAACUGUUACUUUCACUCUAUGGGAUGGUUUCAAUAGCAACAAAUGUUCUAUUGCUGUCUUUGUUCAAAACAGCUCCCACCAAAUUUUCGGUUCACAGAACUUUCAACUGCCAGAUGAUGUGUAAAAAUAUUGAAUUUAAUGGACAUAUUGUGUUGUGGCUACAAUUUUUAGGCAAUUAUGUACAGGAUGUGUUCUGCUUAGGUAUUCAUUUAUUUUCCUUUUGUUUUCGUUUCUUAUUCCUCGUUUUAUGUUUUAGGAUAUGGAGACAAACAUUUGCUUUCAUCAUACGAUUCUUUUAACCUUUGCCAAUCUUUUUAUAAUUUACCUAUAUUUACUAUCGCAGUUGGACAAAAUUAAGACGGUCCAAACAAUAAAUCCGACAAUUUAUAAUACAAUACAAAAAUCAUGAAAAUCGUGUCUUUUUGUUAAAAAGACAUGAUCUUCAAAAUUGUAGACGGAUAGCAUACAAGGAGGUUGAGGGCUAGUAUGAUAGUCCCUUUCAGAUAUAU